AGUCCAGGUUGCUGCAACUGCCGCUCCUCAGUGGCUUUGCGCCAAUAGCCCUGUCCCUAGAUUCUGACUCCUUUGUGUGCAACCCGAUGAUCGUUAUUUGACCUUCCAGCAUAUCUUUCGUUGAUAGAUGCUGCGGGGUUGGUUUUCCUGGUUCAGUGUGCAAGUUCUCCCCUGAAUUUCUGUCGUUGACCGCUUUAGUGCGGUAAUAUUUGCCCGUUCGUAGCGUCCGUCCCGGUUUCGAAGUCCCCCUGCCUCCAUCACAUCCAAGAUCUCCAGGUGGCCAGAACAAGCAAUUGCUCUUUAUGUCUUCGGUCUCGCUUUCGUCCUCGUUUUCUCCGUCUGCUGCCUCAUCCAUGCCGCUGCCUGCCUCCACCCCAUCCACUCACUCCCACUCUCACUCAGAUACCACCACUUCCGAUCACCAACUUCCCUCUCCUUCCCACACAUCCAACGAGAGUGUUUCCAGCACCUUUUCUUCCUCCCAUAACCUUCGUUCCUCUCUGUCUGCCUCUUCAAUGGGCCAGGUCGUUAGCCGACCUCCGGUAAAUACUGCGUUUCCCUCUUCAUCUACCCAGCCUUGUUUGGGAAGCUCGUCAUCCGUCGCCGGAAGUCGAUUCAAGCGCGCAUUUGGGCGACGGAAGAAGUCCGAUGUUAUCCUUCCUUCAUCCAUAACUUCUCCAACCGGUGCCAAUGUUAAAGCAUCGUCUGCAUCCAAUGACUCGCUGUAUGGAACCGUGAAUAGCGCACCCGCUCGCCAGCUCGGCGCAAAGCAGCUCACUCUUCAACUGGCAUCGCAUGUCUUUAGUAGGAAGCAGUCCGGCUCCGCGCCAGCCUCGCCUGCCAUGCUGCCGCCCCCACUUCCACCGAAGCACGGUGCUCCCCACCCCACCCCACAGCACUCCCCGUCGAGCGACAACGUUGAUAACAGAAUGUCGGUCCUUACGACAUCAAAUUCGAGCAUUGCACCUGCUUUGGAUUAUAUUAGGCGCACGGAUACAUCUACGGGACCCGAGGAUGCUAAGAAAGAUACCGAAAAGGUUGAACUCAAGGACAUUAGGAGGAAGAGUGAUUCUACGCUGAGCCAUCACACAAUUCGCCCUGUCUUGGGUGGCAAGACUCCUCGUCCCGUUUCAUUGGCAGAAUCUUUCCAAUCUAACCACACCAUCGUACCAGUAAAUAAACGUCUCAGUGCACUCCUUACCGAUGCGGAAUACGCUACACCUGAAGAAGAACCCGAACGAAUCGAGGGGUUCCAGGACUCGCUUGGCAGGUCAACCUCACCUGAUAGCCAAGGCUCUCCUGCAGCGUCACUCAAGGCCAGAGACCGACGUUCACACUCUCUGAACCUCGGCUCGCCCUUCUCCUUGAUGAGCUCGCUACCUACAGCUGCUCAGGCUUCAGUCAGCUUGGAUGUGAUACCGCCCAGCGUUUCAAGAUCUGUCCCGGAAGAAUCAAUUAAGACCACAGGAUCUUCACCAUUUAUACUGAAGCCGGUCAUUCCCCUGUAUGCUGAGGCAUCACAUACCUCCCAAAGUUCUUCGCCAGCAGCCGAACGAACAUUGCCAGAAAUCCCACAGACGCAGCAAAGACCGCCAUUUGUACCGUCUGCCAACACCGGCUUCCCGGCCUUCCGUCAAACAGCUAUUAGCAUGACAUCAGGGCUUGCACCAGCCGCUGGUCUUGCCCGACGUGCUGUGGAAAAAAUGGGUCGAGUUUGGGGUUCUAGGAGCCCACCUCCCAACUCGCCUUUGGCACCACCUAUCUCAUUGUCGCCCUCAUUCCCAAUUGGCAUUGUAUAUCGCACUAGUUCCGGUCAUUCUGAGCCCGCAAGCCGCAGGAAGAAUAGGCACACACCCCAGACCCCGUCUAUCAGCUCUACAGGGUCGUCGAUGUCCGACCAUGAAGGGCCCCAGCUCGGCAGGUGCUUGCGGGGACCCAUAAACACGUUGUCUACUGGAGCUGGCAUGGGUGGUUUGGUUUUUGGACGUGACCUCAAGGCUUGCGUGAACGACACUGCUUUGGACACGAUUCGCAACUCGCCUCAUGGACGCGGAUUAGCUACUUCCUCCAACAAUAGCCUCACGCCACGCAACGGAUCUUGGGUUUCGUUAGAGGAGCGUCAUCUACCGGCCUUAAUUGUAAGGUGCACACAACAUAUCUUGAGGUGGGGCGUCCAGGAGCAAGGACUCUUUCGUGUUAGCGGUCGUUCUUCCCACAUCGCCAAGCUACGCGCUGAGUUCGAUACUGGGGCUGACUUCAACAUUAUGCAAUCAAGUCCAGGAGACUUGGAUCCCCAUGCAGUUGCAUCGAUCUUUAAAGCUUAUCUACGAGAGCUGCCUGAGCCCAUAUUAACAAAUGAUCUCAUGCCUUUUUUUGAUGCUGCCAUGGUAUCUGAACGAUCAUCCGCAAAGCAUGUUCCAGACGUGCUGUCAAGUGCCAGUGUUGGUAUGCGCAAGCCUCCCUCCCUCUCAACGCUUGCUACGCCAAAUUUUACCGGUGUCACCCCCUCGGAGUCUCUUCGAAAGGCGUUAUCUUCUCUCAUUGCUCGUCUUCCCCAGGAGAACCGCGAUCUUCUAUUGACAGUCACGGAAGUCAUCAAACUCACAGCACAGAGAAGUCACGAGACUAAAAUGCCUAUGAGCAAUCUGCUCCUUGUUUUGUGCCCCAGUCUCAACAUGAACCCGACACUACUACAAGCACUCUGCGAAUGUGAGGGCAUUUGGGAUGGGUGGGAAGCAUCCGUGGGAGCUCUCGCAAUCAGCUCUACAGAUCAGCUACUGGCGAAAGGCAAAAUUGUUGACGAUGGCCCCUCCGCCACUCCCAGCGACGCUACCAACCUUGCCAUCGAAAAGCAGCGUUUCUCCAGACCAUUACCUAGGGUCCCCGUCGAUGACACUGAGUUGCCACUCGCGCCUGCUGAUCCUGCUACAUCUCAUCACUCAAACUACCCAAUGGUGUCUAUUCCAGGUUCUCUCAUAUAUGCGGAACUACCUGAGACAUCACCGUCACCUGUGAUUGAUGAUGGCAUGUCGCUAAGAUCAGGAAGUGAACGCCCAACCACCCCGAACUCGGUGAACUUCAAGCUGAUCAAUCCUUACUCUCCCCCUUCUUUAUCGUCAUCUGCGGAGUCUUUGUCUGUUCCCUCGCUUUCCUCGGCCUCGCCGUCGCAGUCAGCUAAGAACCUUCAGCUAACCGAUGAUCUGACUACACCGCAGUCAUCUACUUUGGCACACUCACCCAUCAUCGCCGAACCUAUUCCCCUUCCCCUGACGCCAUCUGAAACGGCAUCGCAAUCUCAGUUUCAGUUUCCUAGCGCAGGAGAAAACUUUCGAAAAAGUCCACUAAUCCACAAGAAAUCGUUUUCCUCCUCUAUAUCUGGAGAUAUUCGUGCAGGUUCCAUGGGUUCAAGAGCCAAGCGACUGAAGAAGCCUUCGUUGCAUCUUUUGUUUUCUGGGCGGUCAAGUUCUCCUGCGUCAACCAAAUCUAUUCACGGAAACAGCACCGGCACACCACCCGAGGUAUCAUUGUCAUCACCUUCGGAGUCUUCCCCUGCAAUAUCGAUGGUUACGGCCCCACAAUCUUCCCGAUUCAGCUAUCCGCCCGUAUUAAACACUGCUAUAGAUGAAUCGUCCAUAUCACUUGCACUGGGCAUCCAGGACGAGGAGGUUCAUGCUGGCUUAACAUCUCCGAAGACGUCGUCGACUCCUCAAGCAACCGACACGGAAGCCAAACUGUUGGUCACCAAGAAACAUUUUCCUCAGCUUGACCUUCCUCUGUCGGACGGGGAUGACUAUGGCGAUACAUGGACGCAAAGUGUUUUGCUAGCAGCUGGUGAAUCGAGAUGGUGAAUAUGAUGGAGUGUAUACACGGACUAUCCGCAACACAUAACGGACUACGUCUAGCUGCUGGCGGUAGAUUUCUUCUACCUCUUUUAUGAUCAUACUAUUCCACGUUAGCUACUUUAGGCAGCCAUUUCUGACCACUCACCAGCACCCCUUGCAUGAUUGGUUGCAAAUACCCCUUUAUUGGUUUUUUCGUGCAUAAUUCAAUAGGUACAGUUUGGCAUAUUACAUAAUUUAUGUUGGGGAAUGGAUGAUGACGUC
This is a messenger RNA of Pisolithus orientalis, 4103 nucleotides long. RefSeq lists its product as uncharacterized. Gene Ontology annotation, molecular function: GTPase activator activity; small GTPase binding. Bases 303 to 3848 code for a protein of 1181 amino acids. Gene Ontology annotation, biological process: small GTPase-mediated signal transduction. The record is from RefSeq and is a predicted model, not a curated record. Lineage: Eukaryota; Fungi; Basidiomycota; Agaricomycetes; Boletales; Pisolithaceae. The transcript has 5 exons.